AAUGUUGAGCAAGGAAUUGAAGUUUCACGGCAUCAAUACGUUGAUUUAUGGCGAAAUGAUUUCCUGGAAAAAAUACCGGAAAUCAGUUGCUUCAACCAUUAUUACAUAAUCAUUGUAACAGAAUUAAAAGAAACCAAACAAAACUGUCAGUAAGGUCAGUAAGCUAGGGAGCUUUACAAAGCCAAUAUUUUUCAUAUUUUAUGCCGAAAUUAAUUCUUAGAAAUAACCGGAAGUCGACAAGCGCAUUCCGAGAAAUUUGCUCUGACCAUUUAAGCAUAUUUUUGGGGGGUUAAGUAUUUUUUCUACGUAUAUACGUGUAGUAACUUGUAGUAUGAUGCAAUUUAUUCUUCAUUCCUUUAAAAAAAGCUUUCGAACUUCUCCAGGUUCUGAGACGUUAAACGAAGAACUGACGAUGCCAAGCGUUAGCUUUAUCAUCCUGGCCUAUUAAGUACCUAUGGACCCUUCGCGCGACUGCAGAGACCGCACUCAACCAAAACAAAAGCAAAGUCAAGAAAGUGCUUCUGCCUCCGUUGACCAGACACCAAAUCCUCAGCUUUCUGCAGCUAACACUGGGGUCAGAUCCUCGCCAAACAACGCUCAGGGUGACACUAUAACGCAGAAUGAGGUCAGUGAGAAAACGCAAAGUCGCAGCCGAAGAUUUAGCCGCGGAAGAAAACGCCCAGAGGAUAAAAGUUCCACGAUUGGUGCUACUAACCAAACAGACACCGUAAAGCAGCCCUCAUUAAACAACGUCCAGGAUGAUGCGACAGACGAAACUGGAAGACAUAACGGAACUCGAAGACGAAGGAAACAACGCCCACGACGUAGCCGUGAAGAAAACGUAAGUGACGCCAUUAAAAAUGACGACAAUGCCCCGCCGCAAAAUGAUGCGACAGGAAAAGAAAGUGGGAACCACAUUAGUGUUCGACAAAAAGAACAAAAACGCCCGCGAGAAAAACCUAAAACGAACAAAACUGUUGCCUUGAAAGGCAUUGACAACAACUCAUUGUCCACAGAUAGUUCGCAAGAUGAGGCGCACGUUGCAGGAGAAGAAAGCAGGGUCCAAGGCAAUGGGGCUCAAAAGCAAGGACAACGAGGCUCACGAAAAAGAAGUGAACAAAAAAUAACUACUGCUAAGGAAAGUGAACAAAAGAAAUUGUCCCAAAGUGGUCAGUUAAAUGGUGCCACAAGAGAUCUAGAAGAGCCUAUGAGGCAAGAUAAAAAGAAGAAGCAAGGCGCAAGAGGUGGCCAAAAUAAAGUUGAAACAGGCAAAUCUGGUGUAGCGAACAGCCAAGAAGAGGAAUUUCCCCAAAAUGAUCGGCCAAAUGGCACGACAGGAGAAGAUGAAAGCCAAGAUAACAUCAAAAAACAAGGCCAAAAACGCACUCGAAAUAGAAGAAAAGCCAACAAUAAGGUUCUCGUUGAAAGUGACAGCGCUCUGUCACAAAAUCCUCCACAGGAUGGCACGACAGGAGUAGAAAGCGGGAGCCAAAAUGGCACUAGAAAGAGAAACUUGCGAGAAGGGCGUGUUCGAGCGGAAGAUGACAAAGGCAUUGCUGUAGAUGACAUCAAGACCAAUCCAGCACUGAGCAAUGACGGAGGAACUGGAACACAAAUUGGAGCCAGUCAUGCACAAGAUGUAAUGAAAGUAGUUAAAGAAAGAAAGUUCGAUACGUUGGAAGUUAACAAUAACUCUUCACAAGGCGACAUACAAGUUAAAACAACACAAAACGGACCCACAGAAAAGAGGCUUGAGUCUGUUUCGGACAAAGAUCCGAGAAGUGUCAAAGGGAAAGCAAAGAAAAAGAAGCAAAAGACAGGAUCUCAGUUAAAGACUCAAAGUCUCGAAGCAAUGAGGAAUCUUCUCAGCGAAAGUCCAGAAGAAAUUGUUAAUUGGCUUAUCUUGGAACAGUCCUCACUGUUUGGAAAGAAACAACAAAAGCGGAAAGAUGAGGUGGUUGCUCUUUUGGUGAAGCUUCUUGCGAAGGCUUGCGACUGUGAGUGCCAUACCGGUCUAGGAAAUCUCUUCAGUGUCUUGUCCCAAUCCUGGUUUCUCACCCGAAGGGUAGGUGCCAUUCUCGAUCAGGUAGCUGCAAAGAAAUCGAAAAGGUCACAAAUCAAGCAUUUUGAUUUGGAAACAAUCAGGGACUUAGCGAAAGUGCUAAAAGAAGUUCUCAACAGAUUCCCGAAGGCAUCUGCGCAUUUACCAAUAGUCAAGCUGCACAGUUCUACCAUGAAACUCGCAAGCUCUGGAGAACUUAUGGAUAGAGGAAUAAGCUCUACAGUACAAGAACUAAUGAAGUUAAGAAAGAAAGAGGAAAUUACACGAUGCAGAAAAGAGGCGACGCGCAGGAGCCCACCCGUCAAAACUGCCAUUACCGAUGACAACAGCGAGCCCCCUGAGAAUUUUCGGGAGCUGAGCAUCAUUCCAACCCGUGAGGACAUUAUCGCACAGCAAGACCAGGAUCAGGAGCCCUUUCUUAGAAGGAACAAAGUCCAUGGGCGCUACCGCAACGAGGAACAUUAUUUGGACGUCCAGUUUCGGCUCCUUCGCGAAGACUUCUUAAGGCCCCUUCGCGUUGGGAUCCAGCAGUUAAUGGCCAGGGACAGUGAUAGCAAUAGUAACGAUGAUCGCCUACAGGAUGUCCGAAUCUACGAAGAUGUGAGGAUACUAUAUCCCGUAUGUAGUUCCAACGGAGUCGCAUACAAAAUCAACUUUGAUAUUGCAAGAUUCCAACGAGUGCAAUGGGAGAACAGUAAGAGGCUAAUCUUUGGAUCACUACUGUGUCUAUCGAAGGACAAUUUUAAUAGCUUUGCUUUUGCCACAGUCGCAAAUAGGGAGUUGAAUAACAUAAGAAAGGGUGAGAUCGAGGUGCGUUUUGUGUCACCUGCUAGUGAAGGCGGAUUGCAGACAGGGGAUAUGUGUCAAAUGGUUGAGUCCAUUGCUUUCUUUGAAGCGUACCGUCCAGUGCUUGAAGGACUGAAAAUGAUGCCUCCCGGAGAAUUUCCUUUUCAGAGAUACAUUGUGAAGUGUCAGGUCGAUGUCUGGGCACCAGCCUAUCUGAGGAAAGGUGAUGGUCAGCACGUGGUGUAUGAUUUCUCAGCUAUUUUAUCGGACGAAGAAUCUCGUGAUGAAAAGUCGAGUUCUGUUUGCCUUACGGAGAGUGAGAGCAAUUGUGAUUCGAAAACCUCUGAAUGUAUGGUAUCAGUUUUGAAUCCAGCCUCUUGGCCAUCUGCAAAGGAUCUGGGGCUAGAUGAGUCACAGUUCAAGGCUUUACAGUUGGCGCUGACCAAAGAGUUUGCAGUCAUUCAAGGACCACCCGGCACUGGGAAGACUCACAUUGGAUUGAAGAUAGCCAAGGUUCUUUUACAUAACAUAAGUGCUUGGAACAAGACGGGAAGUCCCAUCCUUGUUGUUUGUUUCACCAACCAUGCUCUGGACCAGUUUCUGGAAGGAAUCCAUUUAUUUCAUUCAGACGGGAUUGUUCGUGUUGGAGGAAGAAGUAAGAGUGAGAAGAUACAAGAAUGCAGCCUGUCGAAACUGAAAGACGACAUGAUGAAGCAACGCAAGAUGCCUGCACAUCUGAGACAAGCCUACAGUGCGAUCAAAAACGAAAUGGAAAAUCUGUCGCGAAUGAUUGAGUAUGAGGAUGGAAUGCUGGACGAAUUAACAAGAAAUGUAUUUCACGAGGAUGAGCUUGUUAAUUGCAGCAUGACGCAGAACCACUAUGAUUCACUGACAAGAGGUGCAGUUCGCGGUACAGCGGGGAAAGGAAGAAAAGAAUCCGUCAUCCCACAGUGGCUUGGUCUUCCUGUCCAGCCAGCAGACCCAUACCAAGAAGGAUUUUCCCAACCUCUAGUUAUGUUUCCUUUCAACGCGGAGUGUUGGGGCAUGGAGUAUUUUUCCCAAGCAGACCUGGCCUAUAUAUCACCACGUGUCCAAAUCGCUCCUGGUGCAGAUGACGUCGAAGGAGGCUCACUGGAACUUGCUGGGAGUUACGACUCAUUUAUCGAGAUCCCAAACAUGUGGGGUGGUUUUGCAGAUGCCGGAAGAUCCAUCACGUUGCUCGCGUUUAUCUACCCCACUGGAAACGGCGGGCCAAUUCUUAGCUAUGACAUUUACGGCUUUGGUGUUCAGCUCUGGCAUGAGGGAUUCUACGGUGAAAUGGGGGUACUAACGGCUCAUUUCAUCCGCAGGGAUCUCAUGGUAUGCGCUCCCCCUCUGGGAGCUCCGGUGCUGAAUAUGAAUGCGUGGAACUUUAUCGGUGCCUCUUACGAUCACGACUCCGGAGUAGCAUGCCUGUGGCACAAUGGAAAUGAGGUCGCAGCUGUGUCCAUAGGGAAUAAUUUUGACUUGGCGACACAGUUUUCCAUCAGGAUUGGCGCUUUGGCAAGCCCUUGGCAAGGGUAUUACUUCGCAGGGAGAAUUUCUCAUUUGCAUAUAUAUGCAGAGGCGCUAACUGUUGACAAUAUUCGAGCAGUUGGAGGUAUUCAACAAGGUAGAUACAAACUCAGUCGGGAACACCUAAACGUGGAUAGUGAUGAAGAAGCAGACGAAAUCAACGAUAACAGUGAAGAUGUCGACGCUAACAGAGGAAAACCUCGUGACUUUGACUUUGAUGCUGACGUCAUGCAAGAUCAAAGGAUCCUGGAUACUGAUGCUGUGCUGAGGUUUGAGUCCAAUCCUUCUUCGGAUCAUUUGUUGAGCACGGACGAUCCGUACGAGACUCCAAAUUUUACGGAAGGAGACGUUCAAAAUGGCAGCUGGCAAUUCCAGAAUCCCAACAGAAUCAAGCAAAAGAUCAAACGAAUUAUUCGGAGGGAGCUUAAUCGAGAUGACGCGAUGAGCGAAGAAGAUGCUUCCAAGGUCGAGGAUGUUUGGAACCUUUCUGAGAAAGACCGCUGGUGUCUGUACCGCAGAUGGGUGUGCGAUGCGCGUAAGCGUUGUCACGAGGCUAUCUCUGAUUUCCAAGAAAUGUUUGAUGAGAAAGUGGAUGAGCUGAAAGAAGUUAGAAGACAGCAGGACUACGAGAUCCUUAAAAACGCAGAUGUUAUUGGUAUGACCACCACAGGUGCUGCACGGUGUCACAGCCUGUUACAAGACAUACAGCCAGCGAUUACAAUUGUGGAGGAAGCCGCUGAAGUGCUCGAGGCGCACAUUGUAACCUCUCUAACACCCGGAUGUCAGCACUUGAUUCUGAUUGGUGAUCAUCAACAACUCCGUCCCAAUCCCACAGUCUACGAUCUCCAAAAAAAUUACGAUUUGGACGUGUCAUUGUUUGAAAGAAUGGUGACUAACGGGAUGCUGUUUUCAAGGCUGUCCUUGCAGCACCGAAUGCGGCCACAAAUUGCCAAAAUGUUGGAUCACAUCUAUGUUGAACCAAAACUGCAAAACGACGAGUCUGUGUUGAAUUUUGAAGAUAUUAAAGGCGUGGAACGAAAUUUGUUCUUUGUGGAUCACAAUAAGGGAGAGAACUUCAUUUCUGAAGGGAAAAGCAGGUCCAAUGAUCACGAAGCCAAAUUCCUGACAGCCCUAUGUCGCUACUUCAUUCAACAAGGAUAUCCGCGGGAAAAGAUUACAAUUCUAACAGCCUACAGCGGACAGCUUCUGAAACUCAGACGAGAGAUGUCCGCGGACAAGACUUUUUUCGAGGGAGUUCGCGUUACAGCAGUUGACAACUUUCAAGGAGAAGAAAAUGACAUCAUCCUUCUGUCGCUUGUUCGUAGUGACAGUAUUGGCUUUCUCAAGAUCGCAAACAGAGUCUGUGUUGCCUUAUCGCGAGCCCGGAAAGGUUUUUACAUCAUUGGAAAUGCUACACUUUUAGAAGGACAAGACCCUGAUCUCUGGGAGAAGAUCAUCGCAGAUAUGCGCCAAGAAGAAAAUUUAGGCCACCAUUUGAAACUUGUUUGUCAAAACCACCCACAAAACGUGAUCUACGCAUCGUCUGCUGAGGACUUUGAAGACGCCCCUGAGGGAGGGUGCAAAGAACCAUGCGGAAGGCAGCUAGAUUGUGGUCAUGAUUGCGACCAGUACUGUCACCCGGCAGAUCCCGAACAUAAAGAGAGAUUCGCUUGCCAGAAGCCUUGCACCAAAACUUGCGAGUUUGGACAUAAUUGCCGCAGGACCUGCGGCGAAGAGUGUGGUCCUUGCGUGGUACGAGUCCCAAAGAUCAUCCCAGAAUGUAAUCACGAGCAGCAGGUCCCCUGUUCCGUCGACCCCUUUAAAUUCAAGUGUAUGGAGUUGGUGCCAAAACAGGCGUGGCCCUGUGGCCAUGUCAAUCAGGUACAGUGUUCUGUGGCUCCCAGUGACAUCGCCUGCCAAGAGCCCUGUGGUAAAUUACAUUGUGGCCAUGCAUGUUUGGGUUCCUGCUAUCGAUGUCAAGGUGGGCGCCUCCAUUUGCCGUGCGAUUCUAAGUGCAGUCGUACACUGUUCUGUGGCCAUGUCUGUCAGGACGCCUGUGUCCGUACCUGCCCGCCUUGUUCAGAACCCUGCCGUAACUACUGCGAUCAUCAGCAAUGCAGACGGAACUGUGGACACCCUUGUCAACCAUGUGCACAUGAUUGUACAUGGCAGUGUCCACACCAGAAAUGCACGGCACCUUGCGGAGAGAUUUGUAACCGACCGAGGUGCGACGAACCAUGUCAAAAGAAGUUAUCGUGCAGUCACUCGUGUGUAGGUGUUUGUGGCGAAGUUUGCCCGAAGUUGUGCCGAGUUUGCAACGAAGACAGGUUCGUAGAAAGUGAACCUGGAGCAAUGUUCGUCGAAUUGCUUGACUGUGGUCAUGUGUUUGAAGUCAACAUGUUGGACAAAUACAUGGAUGAAGCUGAUGUAGAAAGUGAAGAUGAUCGUAAAGAUGCUGUAAUCAAGCACAAGCUAUGUCCAACUUGUGGCAUUCCGAUUCUAUAUGGCCGCAGAUAUGGAAACAUCGUUAAGAAGAUCCUUGCUGAUUUUGAAGCCGUGAAGCGUCGAACUUUCCUCUCUGACGUAGCAAGUAUGGUUCAAAUACAGAGGAUUCGAAAAGAACUUAGAGAAAUCAAAGGGAUUCAAGAGAAGGUGCUAAAAGAAAUAGAUCGAUCUGUCACUAGCGGUCGUCUGACAUCUGAAGAAGUCAGCACGCGUCAAAACCAAGUUACCUUUUUGAAGUUUCUCGGAAAUCUGGCCACGAAGCACCAGAUCACAAAAGAAACGAGCAGUGAACUACAUUGUAAAAUAAAUAUUAUCACAUCACGGAUAAUGAGAAGACGGGAAUGCUUCAGUGAACAGGAAUUAAAGGAAUUCCAGGAAGAACUGUCAAGAACAGAGCUCCUUGCUUGCUUCCAAGGCUUGAUGAGCGCACUUCAAUCUAAAUCUGUCAAUCUUGGUCCUGAAGAUCAGAGCAGUGUAGACUCUAUAAGGAAUGCGCUGGAUUCAGGAAACGCACUUGCUCAUCAGAAAAGAAAAGAUUUAAUGGCUGGUAUCAACAGAAUUAACCAGCGGUACGGGCUUUCCAAGUUUGUCCAGGCAACCGACUGUGGUUCAGAGUUGAAAGACAUGAUUGUUAAAUCAACGAACAUCACACAAGGACCCUGGUUCAAAUGCAAUAAAGCAGCUCAUGUUUACUGUGCUGCUGAAAGCACUAGAGAGGCAGGUUCCAUCAAGUGUCCAGAAUGUCUGGCAGAAUCAAGACGGACUGCACAGUCACCAACAGAGGCUGUCCCCACUCCGAUGAAACUGAGUCAACUGAUGAACAUGACUUUCAAAAAUGGAUUCGUGACGCCGGGGACUAAGGGAAAAAGAAGGAAACGUCCAGGCAAGAAGACUUCCAAGCCUCGUGAAUAGUACUCAUGAUGACAUGAGGAUAUCUGCUAGACAACUAAGUUAAUAGAGCGAGUAGUUUGAUGUGAUGAAAUUUCUAUUCGUCUGUAUUAGUCGGCGGUUUAGCUGUGUGAGUUCAUUUAAUCGGCGAAAGUCAGUUUUAAGGUGGAACUAUUUCAAAGGAUUCUGUAGAAUCAAAGAGCCAAUGUGUUUCAAUUUGACAAUUUUGGGAGCAGAGGAAACUUUAAAGGUGUGCAAUCAUCAGUUUUGUCACACAAAUCUCCAGACUUUUACAUCUCAUAUGCGCUCCUCUAAAUAUCGUUCUAUACAGCUAUCAGUUCAAAGUCGGGAUGAUGAAAAUCACAUUUAUCAAAAGGUCGCGCUAAGAGCAGGCUAGUAAUGAGUUUAAGAAAGGGGACAACGUUUUAAAGGUGGUUAGACAUGUUUCGACAGAAAUGCCCGUCGAAACAUGUCUUGCAACUGCACUGAGCUUAAAAACGUCAUUUUUCUUAAAAUUAUAAUCAAAUUGAGUGCAUACGCUUGACUGAUACUGCGUUAUUUAGUCAAUGAGACUUGAUUCUGAUCUUGCAGUUGAUAUUGUUGAUGAACAGUUGAAUGUUUGUCUAACAACUCUUUUAACAAACAGGAAGCCCGAUUAAGCUAACCGAGGAUUAACGAGAAUUUUGAUUUGAGUUUUGUAACUUUUCGGUGAGUUUUUCUGUUUAUAUUGUUUAUAUUGCUUGGCCUUCUGUUUACGAAAGCAGUGGAAAACUUCGGAAUACUUCGGUUAACUUUUAAUCCUGGGUUAGCGUUAAUGAUUUUCUUACUAUUUCUUUUACUCUUGAGGAUUGCAAAACAUUUAGGGAGGUGAACCUAAGAAAACGUUGUGCUCAUCUACUGAGGUUCACACAGUGACAGUGGUAUGCAAAUAUAUACAAUUCAGUGCACUGAUUGCAGUGCAAUGCAGUGAAUAACAGUGCGGUACCCUGCAGCCCUACGAAGUGCAAUGCAGUGCAGUGUAUCGAAGUACCUUGUGGCGCACAAUGUCUGAGUGUAACGCAGAACAAUAUAAUACCAUGCAUUAUAGCCUGAAAGUAGAGUGCAGUGUAGUACAUGCACAACAAAUUAUUUUGUAAUGGCUCUAACAUUAGGAUAAUAUAAAGAAUAAAAGAGAAGGAAAAAGAACUACAAAAUAACACUAGUACGAAAGAAGAGUAGACCGUCUUUUAGUGGUGCCACGUUUAAUAUAGUAAAAUAUGAUGAAAUCGUAUUUAAUUGUAUAUGGAUCAGUAUUGUCUCUAGAAGCGCCGGGGGCUGUUAAAACAAUGUUAUUGUAAAUUAGAAUUUUAGAUCUUCAAGUUGCAAUAAAGAUGCUAUGAAUCAUCGUAGUUAUGUGUUAUUGAAAUAGAUAUUCUAAGUAAAAGUGCAAUUUAAUUUCAUUUUUCUCGUCAAAUGCAUGAUAGAUUCUUCUAAGUUAAGGCUUAGAAAUUUUACACUGUUAAGAAAAUUGUGGUCUCAACACUUAACAAUUACAAUAAAAGCCCUGAAGUUGUU
Molecule: messenger RNA, 9349 nt
Organism: Orbicella faveolata
Lineage: Eukaryota; Metazoa; Cnidaria; Anthozoa; Scleractinia; Merulinidae
Product: NFX1-type zinc finger-containing protein 1-like
Biological process (GO): regulatory ncRNA-mediated heterochromatin formation
Cellular component (GO): nuclear RNA-directed RNA polymerase complex
Molecular function (GO): helicase activity
Source: RefSeq, a predicted model, not a curated record